AUGUCUUUCGCUUUCCAAACCCGCACCCCCUCCGAAAUCACCGCCAAGAUUCUCUCCGACCCCCAAUUCUCCGCUCGCCUCCUGACACCGCACAACCAUGAGAUCGGCAGCGUCGAGGAGUGGCAGCUAGCCUCCACCCUCGUAAACAAGGUUCUUAGUGUUCAGCGCCGCACGCUGGAGGAGAUCACGCAGGAGAUCCUAGCGGAUAACACGUUUUCUAGGAGGGUGUUUGAGGAGUUAAGGGGUGCGGAUCUGGGGACGACGCAGAAUUGGAAUUUUGUGGUGCGGUUGAUCAGGGGGUUAGGUGGCGGGACGACGGAGGGUUAUGUGAAGAUUAUGGAGAGGGAUGGGAGUGUGGAGCGCUUGUGUAGGUUGGCUGUUGAGUGGGGAGAACGGAGGGAGGUGAGGAUUGUGGAAGUCAAGCACGUUAUUGAGGAUGCGGAAUUACGCACUCCUUCGUUCCUGAGCUCUUCCGACAUUCUAUACUCACUCUCGGAAAACCCUCUAGAUUCCACGGAACACGAUAACGCCAGUCAAGAGACGCUGAAAGCCACACCUUCCCCAACUAGCUCUUCCUCCAGCAGUCCAUCCUCACACGGCUCCUCUUCCGGCACUAGUCUCAGCUCGCUAUCCUUUAACCCUCCCAGGACUACUAAGGGUAUCACGACCCUGGGUAAUCUGUCCGAAGUCACUGUGGCUUUGAGGAACACCCAAGGCACUUUAGAACAAGAAGCUUCGCGCCAUCGAUUUCGCUCGUUGUUCCAUCCGAAAUUCGGGAAACGGGGGUCUGCAAUCCAAGAGCUGGGAAGGGAUAGCGGUGAGGAGCUGACUGAGCAGGGUUCCAUCAAUUCAGAUAUGGGAGGAGGAGCGCUGCAUAAGAGGUGGUGGAAGAAGAGUUUUUAG
This is a messenger RNA of Glarea lozoyensis ATCC 20868, 903 nucleotides long. RefSeq lists its product as uncharacterized. The record is from RefSeq and is a predicted model, not a curated record. Lineage: Eukaryota; Fungi; Ascomycota; Leotiomycetes; Helotiales; Helotiaceae. The transcript has a single exon. The coding region runs from base 1 to 903 and encodes 300 amino acids.